This is a messenger RNA of Geosmithia morbida, 945 nucleotides long. RefSeq names its product large subunit ribosomal protein LP0. NCBI's taxonomy places the organism in Eukaryota, Fungi, Ascomycota, Sordariomycetes, Hypocreales, Bionectriaceae. The transcript is spliced from 3 exons. Bases 1 to 945 code for a protein of 314 amino acids. Gene Ontology annotation, molecular function: large ribosomal subunit rRNA binding; structural constituent of ribosome. Gene Ontology annotation, cellular component: cytosolic large ribosomal subunit. Gene Ontology annotation, biological process: ribosomal large subunit assembly; cytoplasmic translation; ribosome biogenesis. The record is from RefSeq and is a predicted model, not a curated record.
AUGGGGGGCAGCAAGAACAAGUCCGGCUACUUCGACAAGCUGCAAGGCUUGUUGGAGGAGUACAAGUCCAUCUUCAUCGUCGAGAUUGACAAUGUCUCUUCCCAGCAGAUGCACGAGAUUCGCUCGUCUCUCCGCUCGCAGGCUGUUGUCCUGAUGGGCAAGAACACCAUGGUUCGCCGUGCCCUCAAGACCUUCAUCCCCGAACACCCCGAGUACGAGCGCCUCCUGCCCUUCGUUAAGGGCAACAUCGGUUUCGUCUUCACCAACCAGGACCUGAAGGAGGUUCGCGACAAGAUCCUGGUCAACAAGGUCGCCGCCCCCGCCCGUGCCGGUGCCCUGGCCCCGGCCGAUGUCUGGAUCCCUGCCGGCAACACCGGCAUGGAGCCCGGAAAGACCUCGUUCUUCCAGGCCCUUGGCGUCCCCACCAAGAUCGCCCGUGGUACCAUUGAGAUCACCACUGACCUCAAGCUCGUCGAGGCCGGCAGCAAGGUCGGCCCCUCCGAGGCCACCCUGCUCAACAUGCUCAACAUCUCCCCCUUCACCUACGGCAUGGGCAUCUCCCAGGUCUACGACGACGGCCAGACCUUCCCCUCCAGCGUCCUCGACAUCACCGACGAGGAGCUCCUCAAGACCUUCACCUCGGCUAUCACCACCAUCACCUGCAUCUCCCUCGCCACCAACCUCCCCACUCUCCCCUCCGUCAUCCACUCCCUCAUCAACACCUACAAGAAGGCCAUCUCCCUCGCCCUCGAAACCGAGUACAGCUGGGACGCCAUCGCCGAGCUCAAGGACCGCAUCGCCAACCCCGACGCCUACGCCGCCGCCGCCCCCGCUGCUGCUGCUGCUGCCGGUGGCUCCGGAGCCGCCGCCGCCGAGGAGACCAAGAAGGACGAGUCUGAGGCUGAGGAGUCUGACGAGGAGGGCUUCGGUGGUCUCUUCGACUAA